ACACGAUCUGAGUGCGUUUGCAGUGUGACCUCACAGGAGAGGUGAAGCAUGUGACGUCACGGUGAUGUUCCUAAUGACUUCCCUGAUAAUUGCACAUCGAUAUCUAGACUUAAGUAUGCGUUUAUUUUACAGCAGGUAAAGGUGAAUUCUUUCAGAUCUGUCAUGGAGACCAAAAAUGCAAGCCAGGGAAAGGACGAAAAUCCGAAAACAAAUACUCCUAACACCCAAAUAGAUGAAGUCAGCUCUCGUAGGGAGAUGAAGCUGAAAAAAACAGAGAAAGAUUUAGAAUACCACCGGAAAGAACAUUACAAACUCGCUUCCGAGACUGAGAAUUUAAGAAAUCUCCUAUACCAGGCGGAGUUGACUGAAUAUGGGGCCACUGAAUAUUGGCAGAAAUAUUUAAAAGAAAAAGAGGAAAGGAUCACAAGCCUGGAGGAACAGAUCAAAAGUCUGGAAGCGCUUGCAAUUGAAGAACGUCGUGAGUGGGAAAAGGAAAAGAAGCAACAGUUCGAGAAGUUUGAGGAAGAAAUUUUAAAAAGAAAGGCCAUCGAGACUCGGAUAAAGAAUAAGAUAGCUAACAUGAGAAAGCAAAUGAAAGUAUCUAAAGAAGAAUACAAAGAAAACCUAAGAAGAAAAAAGGAGGAAUAUAUAUGCUUUGAAAGGGAUAUAUCAGAAAGGGAAAGGAGCCACAUAAGUAACAUGAAGGAGAUGAGUGCUCUAAUUGUUGAGCAGCAAAACUCCAUUAUUCAGAUGGAAAACGAAGCGCACGAUAGUCGCAAGAAAAAUAACUGGCUAAGUAAAAACCUCACAGCUGCCUUGGUUAAUUUAGAUGAGCUUAAUGAAGUGGCUCAGUCACUGUCUAAGGACAAACUCUCACUGGCAGUGGAGAGAAAAAUAUUGAAGUCAACAUUAAAGGAGAGUGGUUUUGAGAUUGCGAGUCUACAAAAUAUGCUUACUGAAGUCACGGCCGAAGCUGCUUAUCUGGAGCAAGCCUUCCUGAAAUUGGAGAAAGAAAAAACAGAGAAUGAGAAAAAAAACCAAGUCACCAUCCAGGCCAGUCAGGUCGAGUUGGACAAACUACAGAAAAUUAUCGCCUUGCGAGAGAAGGAGAUCUGUCAAGUGAAGAAGCUGGCGAGGACCAUUGUGGAGAAACGCAGAGAUAUGGAGGUGUUUUUCCACGAAGCCCUGGAUAACGUCCGACAGGAGAUAUCUGACGAAAGAAAGCGGAACACAAAGGAGGCCUAUCAAGACUACCGUCAGAAAUUUAGAGACGCCAUGCCGGGGAGGAUAAGGCUCCCCCCCAUCCACACCUUCCAUCAAUGUCCCAAAAGCACCAAAUCCUUGUAUUCAGACAUGAAGGCAGCUGAAAAAGGGCCCCAUCUCCCCAGCAACGAGGUUCACAUGUCUGAUCUCACUUGGGAGCAAAAAGAAAAAGUGCUCACUCUUCUCUUUGCUAAAAUGAAUGGAGAUGAAGAACAUGUGAUCUACCAGAAGUUGGAUCUGUGAGAGUCCCGUAGGAAGAAGAGCAGCGUGCUGACACCAAACCUGCCAAAUGCAGUUGAAAAUUUCAA
Messenger RNA from Gambusia affinis (western mosquitofish), 1571 nucleotides. Its product is annotated as basal body-orientation factor 1-like. The record is from RefSeq and is a predicted model, not a curated record. NCBI's taxonomy places the organism in Eukaryota, Metazoa, Chordata, Actinopteri, Cyprinodontiformes, Poeciliidae. Bases 163 to 1506 code for a protein of 447 amino acids. The transcript is spliced from 2 exons.